GACUUGUCCAAUCACGAGGUUAGAUAGCUUCACAAGAUGGCGGCGCGCUGGAAGCGUCACAUCUGCGUUUCUUGGAGCUUCACGCAGCGGGUGGCAAAAUUCUGAGAUUUUACAGGCCCACACUAGGCACAACGUCGGUGAGGAACAUCGCUGACAGAGAUGGCGCCAAUUAAAUCAAUGCACGAAAGAAAUAGAUACAAGGACAUACCUCCUGACUUUGCAUAUCUGGCAUCCAAAUACCCAGAUUUUAAGCAGCAUGUUCAGAUAAAUCUGAAUGGAAGAGUAAGUGUUAAUUUUAAAGACCCUGAAGCAGUCAGAGCUCUGACUUGUACUCUCCUAAAGGAAGAUUUUGGACUUUCUAUUGAUAUUCCAUUGGAGAGACUAAUUCCCACAGUUCCGUUGAGACUCAACUAUAUUCAUUGGGUGGAAGAUCUGAUUGGUCAUCAGGACUCUGACAAAAGUACUCUCCGAAGAGGAAUCGACAUAGGUACUGGGGCAUCCUGCAUCUAUCCCUUACUUGGAGCAACCUUAAAUGGCUGGUAUUUCCUUGCUACAGAAGUGGAUGAUAUGUGUUUCAACUAUGCAAAGAAAAAUGUGGAACAGAAUAACUUAUCUGAUCUCAUAAAAGUGGUAAAAGUGCCGCAAAAGACACUCCUGAUGGAUGCUCUUAAAGAAAAAUCUGAAAUAAUCUAUGAUUUUUGUAUGUGCAACCCCCCCUUUUUUGCUAACCAAUUGGAAGCCAAGGGAGUAAACUCUCGAAAUCCUCGAAGACCUCCACCUAGUUCUGUAAAUACCGGAGGUAUCACAGAGAUAAUGGCAGAAGGAGGUGAAUUAGAAUUUGUUAAGCGGAUCAUCCAUGACAGUUUACAGCUUAAAAAAAGAUUAAGGUGGUAUAGCUGUAUGUUGGGAAAAAAAUGCAGUCUGGCUCCGCUGAAAGAAGAGCUUCGCAUCCAAGGGGUUCCCAAAGUUACCUUUACUGAGUUUUGUCAAGGUCGGACAAUGAGAUGGGCCUUAGCUUGGAGUUUUUAUGAUGAUGUCACAGUACCAUUACCACCAAGUAAGCGAAGAAAAUUAGAGAAGUCAAGAAAACCCAUUACAUUUGUAGUGUUGGAGUCUGUGAUGAAAGAAUUAUCCCUCAAAGCAUCAUCUUUGGGCUCUGAGACAGUGGAGGGCAUAGUGGUUGUGACAACAUGGAUAGAAAAAAUUCUCACUGAUUUAAAGGUCCAGCAUAAACGAGUUCCCUGUGGAAAAGAGGAAGCUAGUCUUUUCCUGACAGCCAUAGAAAACUCCUGGAUUCACUUAAGGCGAAAGAAAAGAAAGCAAGUGAGACAACUGAGGGAAGUGCCUCGAGCUCCUGAGGAUGUCAUACAGGCCUUGGAGGAGAGAAAAGCCAUCCCCAGAGAGUCGGGCAAUAGCCAGGAUGUGGCCCCGAGCCCCCAGGAGGGUACCCUUUGUGGGUCUACUCUGCAGGAGGGCGAGUCUGCCACUGUUGGGGGCUACUGCCCAAGCCAGGAGUCACUGUCCCAAGAGGAAACCCCAGAACCCAUGGAGGAUGAAAGGAGUGAGGAAAGGGGAGGGGAGGAGGUUGUGGAAAGUUGUAAAGUCUCUUGCAACGAAACCCAGGACCGAGAGGCUUCUGAGCAAUAUAGCAACCCAGGGGCCGAAAAGGGGAAGCCCCUCCAAGUAGCAGCUGGACAUUACCUAUUUAAGUGUUUGAUAAACAUUAAGAAGGAAAUGGAUGAUGCCUUAGUUGAAAUGCAUUGGGUUGAGGGCCAGAACAGAGAUUUGAUGAACCAGCUUUGUACCUAUAUACGUAACCAGAUUUUCAGGCUUGUUGCUAGUUAACUCCAUACUUCUUGCAGUUACAAGAGUGUCUAUAGAGGACUGGGGGUGUAGCUCAACUUCGCAUGCGGAAGGCCCUGAGUUCCAUCCCCAGUACCACCCCCCACUCAAAAAAAAAAAGUCUAUUAAACAAAUUGUUUGGAGUAGCCUAAAUGGUGGCAAGAGGAAUUUUACCACUGGCCUAUUAGUAGUAUUAUGUGGAAUUAUCUUAAAAAGCAGAAAUCAAUCCAUUUUAUUAAAGUUAUAAGGAGUUAUAUAGUUCAGUAGUUCAGGAGGAAGAAUUAUGGUUGUCAGCAACAACAAAAAGAUGUAAACUCAGGAGGGACUUAAAACUGACUCAAGCUGGUCACCUCCGCUUUGGACUGAUUUCAUGAGGCUAAGGUAUCGUUUGUGGUGUCUGGUCUUGGGUCAGUACUUCCCAGAACAUCAUGGUUUGGUCCCCCAGGGUCUUCAUGAAGAGAAUACACUCUUGUCCUCCAAUGGAGAGCAGAACAGAAAGGCCCCAGAGCCUACUUCUAGAGUUACCUUUAAGACUAAACCUCUGCACCCUGGGUACAUAUGAUUGAUUAACUGUGCUCCAGUCCCCAGAGAUGAGCUGGCCUGAUGGGAGAUGGUGGGAGAGUUGGGAGGAGAAACCUUAAUAAGAUCAGGAAGAAGGGCCCCUCUGGGAUACGCCUGGGAAAUGGCACAUUGCUGACUCCUGGCUAUUUUGAUAUUGCUUAUUUCAGAAGCAGAAUUAAAUGAACAAAACUCCUAGAUAUGACGGAGACAACAAAAUACACCCAUACCCAUUUUGUAGCAGUUUUGCCACUGUUUGGUUUUUGUUGAAACACAAGAAGUGGAACUUGUUUUAUUUUUAAUAUAAGAAUAUUCAGAAUUAAACUGUCAAUACUGUUUGAAUCCUGGGAUUGGGGAAAAUACUUUCAUAGAGAAUGAUGGUAAAAAUGUGAACAAGGCACUGUGUGCAGUAGUAGCUUAAGAAAGCCUCUAUUGGCAGGUAAUUUGUUGCUGAUCAAGUGCUGCUUUUUUAUGUCUUCCCUUGUAAUCCCUUCUGUGCAUUACUUGCUAGCACUGGAGCAUUCUGGGGUCAAGUUAACCGUGUCAUCAGAACAUGUUUCUAAUCCAAAUGCCAGAGUUCAGCAGAUAUCUCUGGAAGGCAUUCUUGGUUUUUGUUCUCUUAGUGUCUCAGUAAACCAUUUCUGUGCAUGAUUCACACCACUCAAUUUUGUACCAGUACCCUGAUGUUCUGUUUAGAGUAAAAUCUUUCAGUCUAAUACCAGAGCUCCUUGCCCACUCCAAUGAAGAUGACCUCCCUGUUGAGAGGUGGCUGUUAGGACAGAAAGCUAGUGACUGGCAUAUUUUGGUGGCGGCUAGAUUAGACCCUCUACAAAGGCAUAAGGGAAUGAAAGUAGUUUGUCUCAUUUUGGCAGUAGAACUGGGAAAAGAGGUUGUUUUAAACACAGGGCUCUUUGCAUACUAAACAAGCAUAAUACCACUGAACUCUGUCCCCGGCCCUUUAUUUUAUUUUAUUUUAUUUUAAGACAGGGUCUUACCACAUUACACAGGCUGGCCUCAAACUUGUGAUCCUCUUGCUUAAGCUUCUGAGUAGGUGGGACUACUGGUGUGCACCAUUGUGCAUAGCUGGGAAAAGAGCAUUUUAACCAGUAACCUGUGUUCUAAACCUAGUCUAUGGAUCUCCAGAUAAUCCAUAACCCUCCUGGGAUUGUUUCUAAAAGCUCUAUGAGUGUGUGUGUGAGAGCGUGUGUGUGUGUGUGUGUGUGUGUGUAUUUUCCUGAGGAGAGGAUUCAUGACAUAGGGAGAGGGGUGAGUGACCUGAUAAGGAUAAAGAACCACCAUUCUAGUCCAGACAUUCAUUUGACCAAUGCUCAGGGUUAUAUAAAGCCAAGACUCAAUCCAGGGCUUUGGAUCCCUUGUCCUGUAAUUUUUGAUGUAUUGGCUUAGGCUAUCUUUUUUUUUUAAUAUUUAUUUUUUAGUUGUACACAAUACCUUUAUUUUAUUUCUUUAUUUUUAUGUGGUGCUAAGGAUUGAACCCUGGGUCUUGCACAUGCUAGGCGAGUGCUCUACUGCUGAGCCACAAUUCCAGCCCUUGGCUUAGGUCAUCUUGCUGUACUCACCUCUGAUUACUAUCACAUUUGAAUCAGAUGCAGGGCCCAAACUUAGUUUUCUUGAAAUUUUAGGAUUUUUUAGUUAACUGGCAGCUGUUCAUUCUAUAAGUAUUUUUAAGUAUUUAUUGUUUCUUUGUUUCAUUCUAAAAGAGUAGCAGAUGCUCAAAGAUUUGGAAAAAUUAGGCUGGGGAUAUACAGUGGUAGAAUGCUUGCCUAGAAUGGGUGAGACCCUUGACUUGAUCCCUAUCACCAAAUACAAAACAAAACAAAAAACCCACCCACAACUUUAGCCUUCUCUGAUAUUGUUAUUUGUGGGUCUCCCUCCAGUCUUUCUAGAGAUGCUAUGUAUUUGUGAAUUUAACUUUGAAUGUAUUUAUUGUGCUUUUCUUUUGUUUUGCUACUGGGGAUUCAACCCAGUCAGGGGUGCUCUACCUCCCCAGCCACCCUUUUUAUUUUGAGAUGGGUUUCUCUAAGUAGCCAAGACUGUCCUCGAACUUGUGGAUCCUCUUGCCUCAACCUCUUGAGUCUCUUAUAUACAAUAUAAGCUAUAUUGUAGUCUUCAUUUAACAUCUCAUAAGUAUUUUUCCACAUUAUAAUGGUAAUGUACUUAUUUAUACUCCUUGCCUGUUCACAAUGUCCUUCAGGCACAGUAUUGGCCUUUAUUCAGGUCUCCUUCACAGGUAUUCUCAUAAUACUCUUAACUGGAGACAAAAUGUGUGUCUGUUUGUAUGUGUUUCAGUCCCAUGUUUAAAGCUUUGUGUUAUAGAGGAUGUUUUAAAGUGUUAAACUAAUGAUCCUAGAAUUUUAAAGAAUGACAAGAGCAGUGUUCACAGUCUUUGUAAAACUAGAACUAUGAGUGCUUUGCAUUUGUAUGUCAUUUCCUUCUCUGAGAAGAAUAGUUUAUGUCUUUCUGUCCUCUUUCCCUCUCUCCCUCACUCCGUCUUUCUUUUCUUUCUUUAUUUCCUACUAAAAUUGAACCCAGGCCUUGUAUAUGCUAGGUAAGCACUAUUCCCCAGCCGCAGAAUAGUUUAUUUCUUAAAUUAAGGAGAGGGCAUUGAAAACUUUAUAAAUGGUCAUCUAAGAAUUGUGUUGGUUAUGCAUGUGCUUUAAUUUUAUAAUGUCUAUCUUUAGUAUGGGGGGAAAGUUUUUUGUUUUUUUAAGAAAUAUAUUACUGCCCACAUGUUGCAGUGUUGAGUGACACUCUCUGUAAGUGUCUGGAGGUCAAAUUCAUCUUGGUGUUGGUGGAUUGGUAUGAAAUGAAAUCUUUGUGGUGUUAUCUUAAAUUCUAUUCUGGUCCCUGGAAUUGACUUCUGAUAUUCCGAUAGCUAAAAUGGGAACAGAAGUUGAGCUUGUUUUCCAAGAUGAACUAAAGCUGCUUUUGUUUUCUCUCAGUUUGGUUUCUUUACCCCACAUCCUUGCCCGACUGCUCCUACACCAGAGUUUUGCUGCAUGUCCUGGCAAGGUUGAUGGCUCUGUGGUGGGGUUUUCAGCUAAUCUUAGAGUUCAUGUUCAUUACUUUAGUAUGUAUUUUUAAAAAUAUAAAAUACAUCUUUUCUUGGUGAAAAUGAAAGUUUACUAUGUAAGCACACCACCUUCUAAGCUCUGGAAAGAGUAAUAACCACAUGUGUAGAAAAGAUGCAAAGUCUGUGGAGACUGAGGACUUUGAAAGAAGGGAGCUUUUAAAAAUUCUUGAAUGCUGCUGGUGCCUCUCUCUCUUACCUAGCCCACAGCACUUCCCUCAGUAGCCACAUGGGGGCACCUUCGGCCCUCUUAUCAAGCACUUUAACUUCACUGUGGGAAUCCAUAAAAUUGUGUCCAAGGUAUUUUCUUGAAAUAUACAGUUGCUACCCAGGUAAGCAUCUUUAUAUAAACAAGGACAUUUUUACAUUAAAAACUUUGAAAAAAUGAAAAAAGGGAAAACUACUAUCAUGAUCUUUUUAUCCAGCACAAUACAAUCCCUUUCAGACUUUUUAUGUUUUGUUUUUUUCAUAGUCGCAGUUGACUAUCUUUUUCUUUUCUUUCUGUCUCUCUUCAUAUUGUGGAAUGUUCUCAGGUUGUACCUACUCUUUUGGAUCAAUUCUUUUAUUAGUAUGUAGUUAAUGGGGAUACCAGAGUGGGAAGGUUUAGUGAUUUUGAAACAAAAACUUCUCAAAAGCCUUAUGUUCCAGGACAAGUAACAAGAGCACCAAGAAAGAUGGUUAUUCAUGUUCUUUUGUAUGUUCAUGCUUUAGGUUUAUCUGGCUGGCUAACUAAUGUGCAUGUAAUGUGUUGUUUCAAAAAAUAUAUAUCAAAAGUUGGUGAGGAUUCUGUGUUGUGUAUAUUACGCAGGUCAGCUUGGCCUUGUUUCUUAUAAGGGUAUAUCUGUGUAGAACAGGAAUAUUACCCUAGGGUCUAUGUGGCUCUAGGAACAGUUGCAUCUACUCUUAUUUUAUGGCACAGGAUCAAGUGUAAGUGGCUACCCAAAACUGAUUAGCCCAUUAGGAAGAAGAAAAUACAGUUUGGAAUACUAGGUUAGGAGCCUCCUGGAAGAAGGUGCCACCUAGGGCAUGUCCAGAGUAAAAGGAUGUAAUCACAUCAUUUUUAGGGAAGUUGGUGCUCCAGAGAUUUGGUUUCCUGAAAGGGCACUAACCUCAGUAGAACCCUGUGCUGUUCAGUUUAAGAAUGAAUUAGCCAGAGGCUGAGGCAGGAGGAUUGCCAAGUUCAAGGCCAACCUCAGUAACUUAGUGAGACCCUAUCUCAAAAUAAAAAAUAAAAUGGGCUAGGGAUUUGGCUCAGUAAUUAAGCACCUCUGGUUUAAAAAAAAAAAAAAAAAAAAGUUGGCCUUUGCUACCUGGAGUUAGGGCAUUGGUGAAUUUGAACCUUUCCAGUAUUUCCAAAUAUAUACCCUUUGGUGCUAGUACCAGUGUACUAUUAGACAGCCCUGCACAGGGCUUACCCCACUAGCAACAGAGCCUCAGAUGCACACACCAGAGAGUUCCUGCUCUGCUCUGCUCUCAUUCAGAUCCUCUGCUGUGACUCACCCAAAUGACUAAAAGAUGGGUUUAUUUCUUUAAUUGCUGGUUAGAACAGCUAAUGCUGCCUUUUGGAGGCUGUGCUUUUACUCCAGGGAACUAUGUUGUGACUAAGUGAAGACCUUGCACCUCUAAAUGCCCUUCAAGGUGUAGACAUAUCUGCCUAUCUUAGUCUAAGCAGAAACAUCAGGGCCUCUAAACUCCUCAGGGAAGUAUGUGACCGCAGGUGCUCAUUAGGACUGAGGGAACUGAGAGAAGAAGGUGUGAAGCAGAUAGUGCAGUUGCGUUUGGCAGAACUGGCUUGGAUGUGAUGCUCUGAAGAGGGCAAACGAUGUAUAAAAAAAAAGUUGGACUUUUCCAACUUCCCUAUGGGAGUAAAAACAGGAAAGAACACCACUUGGUAGUUCAACACUGGGUCUCUGUUGCAGAUCAAUUCCUUAUGUAGUGUAAGCCUUGGCUUCCUCAUGUCAGACUAAAGACUUCUUGCUCCACAGGUUAUGGCAAGACUGCAGUGAGUGAAGAACUUGAGCACAUAGGGGAGUGGACUACUCAACUUGCUUUUCUCUCCUUUUCUGCUAGAGUUUUCAAUUUCUGGCAGAAAAUCUACCAGUGGAUUCAAAUGAAAAGGCUGAAACCUCAAAUGUAUAACUUUCCAGUAUUCCCAAAUAUAUACCCUUUGGUGUUGAGUAUUACCAACUGACCAAGAUCAAAUGGAAAACUUCUUCCAUGUUAUGGAGGGAGGGAUGGGGAACCAAUAAUUUACUAUCCAUCUUCAACAUAAAUUGUCUCAUUUAGUAACCCUGUAAGGUGGUGUGGUGCCUGCCCCUGUGUGAUGAAUGCAGGGACUGAAAAUUCAAGAGUGCUUUAGUGACUUGUCCUAAAGUUAUUCGCAGAGUAAAGUCAUAAAAAUAGUAUUUAAACUAUUCAUGAAGCCAGUGCUGGGAUUUUGUGCCAAAACUCAAAAUUUUGUUCCAGAAGCUGCACUUAUUAUGAAAAUGUAUGUCUAGUUCCAUUUGACCUACCCCUGCAGCAGGAGGCUUCAAUUAUAUGAUACAGGGAAGAGAAGAAAAGCAUGUCUUAAGCCAGCUUCACAGUUUAGCAAUUUAAGGUAAUACUAUUUUCCAGUCAAUGAUCAAUGAGUGAGAUUUAGUAAGUGAAAUUACUUAUAAUUAUUUCUUAAUUUAUGCCACCAGGUCUUCACAGAAUCUUGUAUUUGGCAGUAGUGCAGAUAAUUACGUAGUUAAUGAAACCACAAAAUAAAAUGUCUAGUCAAAGCACAUGUUGGACCAGAGUCAAUGUGAAAUAACUGAUAAUUAUGUAAUGAUUCUUUGACGAUACAUAAUUGUAUAAUAAUGGAGGAGAGGUUUAAUUCUUUUUUAAAUAAGACACCUCCAAAUAUUUCACUUAGAGAACACAAAACCAAUGUGCUUUCUGGAAAAGGUAGAAAAUCAAGUCCUCUUCCCAGGUAGUUCAUGAGAACCAGCACAGACCUGGGAAAAGCAAAGGCUGCCGCCUGCCAUCUGGUGGGCCUUCUCAUAGAGAGUGGCCCAGGAGUCCAGGAAAGCCUGGAAAUUCCCAAUUGGCUGGCUCCGGCAGCUAGUCAGCCCCUAAGGAAAACGGCAGCUUAUGCUGCUACUGUACAAAAAGAGCAAGCUACCCAGAGACCUCUGCUGAGAGGGGACCCCUCCAGAGACCAUGGAUGAGACUGGGCCUAUUCCCAUCAAUUUGCCAUUCAGGGACCUGGUAUCUAUUUCUGGGAAUAGGGAAGUCCAAGUGUAGUCUGACAUAGAAUCCUUACUUCAGAUAUGGUUUUCCAGGAUUCCUGCCUUCAAGGCCAAAUGUGGAUCUAUGCAGGGCUCUAUGGACCAAACCUGGUCAGGAUUUCAGUGAGCUCUGGACCAACACUGAUAAAGACUUUUUAAUUUGUAAAGGUGAACAGCAGGCUGGGUUCAGUGGUGCACUCCUGUAAUGAACUUAGUAACCCUGUAAGGUGGUGUGGUGCCUGCCCCUGUGUGAAGAAUGCAGGGAGGCUGAGGCAGGAGGAUUGCAAGUUCAAAGCCAGCCUCAGCAACGGUGAGGCGCUUAGCAACUCAGUGAGACCCUGUCUCUAAAUAAAAUACAAAAUAGGGGGGCCAGGGUUGUGGCUCAGAGGUAGAGCGCUUACCUAGCAUGCGUGAGGCACUGGGUUUGAUCCUCAACACCACAUUAAAUAAUAAUAAUAAUAAAGGUAUUAAAUAAAAUACAAAAUAGGGCUCACAGUGGUGGAGUACCCUUGAGUUCAAUCCCUGGUACUCCCCACCCCCAUCCAAAAGAAAAAGGGAAAUAGCUGCUCAUCUUCUACACCAGGAGCCAGGCAAGAAGGGGAAAAGCUCAUGCCCCAACUAAAAUGGAGUAGCUGUGAUUGGUUACUGCUCCUGGUUACUGCCAUGCUAAAAUAUGUGCCCAGCAUUGUUGGAUCUUCUGAUUUUUUGAGGGAAGCCUGAAAUCCAGAUUUAUGAGAAAUGUCCUUAAUUAUGAAUUCUCACUGAUUUUUUAAUUUUUUUAGCUAGACAAAAUAUGGUAGACUUGCAGUUUGUGAUGACUUCUGCCACUGGGUAGUAGAACUGUACAUAUAUUUGCUGCCUCUACAUUUCCUAACUUAUGCAUUCACUUCAGCUUCUGAAGUCUGGUUGCUGCCUGUCCUUAUUUCUAUCUCUUCCCACUUCUAAAAGGGAAAUCCUAAGAAGUCUACCCAUAAGCCUUGUUUGCACUUUUCUCCCACUUCUGGCUAUUUUUUACUCCUCCGACUUCAUCCACUGCCACCCCCCUCCUCCCAUUCAUGGUGCUCAAAUUCAGACCUGUCUUGAACUUUCAGCAGCCAUAUACCCAACCAUCUUUUGGACAUUUCCCCUAGGAUCAUGAACAUGUCUAACUCUACUUACUGUCUGCACCUGCUUCUCUUGUAGUCUCAUCACCUGGCACCCAGCUAUCCAGAUUAGAAAUCUCUGCUCUUCUUUUUUACCACAGCACUAAAGUCUUCCCCAAUCAAUCUCAAGUCCUCCAUUCCUAGUAACAAUGCCUUAAUAUAGUUCCAUGUUGGCUCACCAGGACUCUAAGGAAUGCCUUCAUGACUUCUGGGGAGCUUCAGAGCAAGGCAGCAGAAAGAGCAAACCUAGAUAGCUUGGGUGUGGGGAGAAACAAGAUAAAGAAACCUGCUUUGGGAGAGCUUUCAGAUGAAAGAGUAGGAUGAGGAAUAAAGCCGCAGACACAGAUGGGAUCAAAUACCAUUAUAUCCUGAAGAAUGGGCAGCCCUUCCUAAGCACAGGCCAGCCUUUUCCCCUUGAAUGACUUCCUUUUAACAAAAUUAAUACAUUUUAAUUAUUAAACAUUUAGAAAAUAAUAAAAACCUAUAAUUUCACUGCUACUACUCAUAAUGAGAUUAUUUUACGCUUUGUUGUCUAUUUUUAUAUGCAUAUAUAUUUUAAAUAGCAAAUGAGGAGUCAUUGUAUAUUUUAUAAUCUUUUUCCUUUACCAAUAUAUUGUGAUAACUUUUUUCUGAUUAUAAAACUAGUAUGUGGUGCAGAAAACAUGUGAAAAUAAAAAUUACUAAUAAUCACGCUGCCCAAAGAUAACCCCUGUUAAUAUUUUGGUGUAUGGAAUAACCUUGUUUUCUUUACAUGGUGUAAUAUAUUGUGAGCAUUGCUUCACUAAGCCAGUUGUUCCUAGCUGGACAUUUUUGGAUUUCUAAAAUAUUUUCACUAUUGUAAAUAACACUUUGGUGAAUAUCUUUGUAUAAAAUUCUUUAUGCAUUUUUGUUAUUGUUUUAGGAUAAAUAUGUGUACAAGUUGCUGAGGCACAGGAUAUGCCUCUUUCAAAGGCGCCUCCUGUAUAUUGCCAAUUUGUCCACUAAAAAGGCUGUGCUAGUUUA
This is a messenger RNA of Marmota monax (woodchuck), 10886 nucleotides long. It is a transcript of the gene Mettl16, whose product is annotated as methyltransferase 16, RNA N6-adenosine. Gene Ontology annotation, cellular component: nucleus. The record is from RefSeq and is a predicted model, not a curated record. Gene Ontology annotation, molecular function: 23S rRNA (adenine(1618)-N(6))-methyltransferase activity. NCBI's taxonomy places the organism in Eukaryota, Metazoa, Chordata, Mammalia, Rodentia, Sciuridae. Bases 160 to 1845 code for a protein of 561 amino acids. The transcript has 10 exons. Gene Ontology annotation, biological process: rRNA base methylation.